AUGGAUCACCUCCCAUACUCCUCCUGGAUAAUCAGACCUAUUCAGCUAUACCAUUGUGUCCUAUACCCUCCCAGAGGACCCCAGGGUCGUCAUUUUUUCAAGAGUUGGGGUCGAACUAUUCCAGUGACUGCCUCUGGACCUUCUACCAAUACACGCGUGACGAAAUCUCGGUACAUCGAAGACGGUGGAAGCCCAUCGGUGACCGCUACAAGCCGCUGGCCCGGUAUGGGACAAGGCAGUGCUUUAGGGCACCUGGUAGCUAUCGAUACACUAUCACGGCUAGCAGAACAGCUAUCUCUAACAGCCACUACUCUACACACAGCUCUAUUGUGCAAACAGCACAUUGUCAAUAUCCGUUAUCCAGUUUUGUGGGCUUUAGAAUGUGCCGAGUUCAACUAUUGGGCUGUUUGCAAAGAAUAUAAAUACAUAAAACAUGAGAUUCUCAGCGACAUGACAUUCGAUUUGCUAAAGAAAAAAGGAUAUGUGAAAAAAGAAAAGCCUGUGAGCUCCAUUAGAGUUCGAUCCCUAGGCAGCACAUUUGCAUACAUAGGACACUGCUACCUGCCAUUGCGGUCAGACGACCCAGUUCCGUUUUUGCUCCAUCACACGAAAGACAAUGGUCCCAGCGGUCCCAACAGAUUGCCGCGGCUUGACCUUGCUUUGUUCCGGAAGACUAAUUUAAAUGGAGGAUGCGGGCCUGGGGGCCGACUGUCCCACGGCCUCCUAGAGUUUCACCUGUUAUUAUCAUGUCAUGUGCGCCUUGGUAAUUCGACCCCCACCAGCCAUCUUAGCCAAGUAUUGUUCCAACUCGAGGAGCGAGAUAAGACUGCAGCUGAGUCCCAGAUUAAAAGGCAACAGAGCGGGGAGCAGCGAGGACUUUGGCUGUAA
Molecule: messenger RNA, 888 nt
Organism: Nezara viridula (southern green stink bug)
Lineage: Eukaryota; Metazoa; Arthropoda; Insecta; Hemiptera; Pentatomidae
Source: the annotation of a GenBank genome assembly